AUGGCAAGGUUGGCUAGCUGAAUUAACCACGCCCCAUGGUCCUCUGAACCCUCUCACCUCAGGCCUGACAGGCUAUCAAUUCCAGGCUGGUGAAAAAAGCUACAGUGUAAUUCUUGAGUGAGGCCCUUGGAUGGCCGAGUGCUGAAGUCAUCCCCACAGCUCUGUGUGUGGUUUUCAACCACUCACAGUAACAUCCUCACAACGCAUCUGUAACAUUAGAGCAAUGUCUCGGCACAUCUGGGAGUCUCAUUCUCUGUGAUUGCCAUUUUUACAAUCACAAUCAUCUCUUUAAUUUGUCAACCAUUUUUGUGUAACUGGAGAGUGAGAGAUGGGGAAUAGGGUAUUGUGUUAGUUAAGGUGAAAUGGAUUACAGCCGCAUGCUUUUGUAACAUUUUUACAACAUGCCUGUAACCUUCGCAGCGUUAUCUCAUCCCCUCCAGCGUUCUAGUGGUGUUGAGAGGAUGUUGAGUGUUAGAGGGGUAUGUGUGCUAUGUGCUGAUUGGUGACCUGGGGGAGGAAACCCACUGCUGUUAGGCUCUCUGGGCAUUUAUACUGACCCUGACACAAAAUAUGUGGAUACAUAGUAUGGAGUCUAGGCCUUUACUGUAUGGAUUCCAUUGGUUCGAAAAAAGGCCUUUACUGUACGGAAUGCUUCUGAUCUACUGGUGUGUGCUCCUGCUUUCAUUUAGCUGACAAACUUUAGAAAACUCUGUCCAGUUUUUUUCUGCAACAGUGUUUUUUGACUGUUUGGCAUGAUCAUUCAAUGUGACCCCACUGUCCAGUAGUCAUGUUACUGAUGAUGCCUAUGUAUCCCCUUUCCUUUUAGGAACGCAGAACAGUUGAAGCAGCUGCAGGAUCAGAUUAUAUUGGAACAGCAAGAAGCAGCCAAUUGGAUCCAGCAGCAGGAGCAAGAGCAGGAAGUCCCACUUCCGCUGCAGCAGCCCCAGGAAGUGUCCUCUCCGCCCUCUCCUCCUCUUCCCCCUCCUCCCUCCUUCCAGGAGCUGGAGAGCAGCGCCAUGCAGACCAGCACCUUCAACUAUGCCCGGCCCAAGCAGUUCAUCGCUGCCCAGAGCCCCGGGGGGACAGGCCCUAUGGGGGGCUAUGUCACCCAGUCCUCUGGCUCCUCUGGAUCGAGCCUGCCCUCACCCCUCUCCCCACCCCCCUCACACAAACCCUUCACCAGGGUCACCCUGCCUCCCUUCACUAAGGGCAGCAGCAUCGGGUCUCAGUCCCCGUCCUCUCCUUCCUUCCCUCCUCCACCCCCUCCCUUCCUCAGCAGCAGCAUGUCCUCUCCAUCAGGCCCCGGCCAAGACUUCCCCCCACCCCCUCCUCCACUCAUCUCCUCGACUCCCCCCUUCUCCCCCAGCCACUCCAACAGCUCUUCCCCCUUCACCUCCAUGCCCCAAUCACCUGCUGGCUUCCUGGCCUCCGUCCUGCCAGCCACGCCCACUAGCCCGUCCGUCAACGCCCUGGGCCUGCCUAAAGGGAACGGGACUAUGUGAGUAUCCUAUCCUCAAUGUUACUCAGCUACACUGGCUCUAGACACAGCUACACUGGCUCUCCAUGGGGCAGUACCCUAUACUUUCAGACCAUUUAAUUCCCCAGUCAAAUGGUAGUGUAGCAUAUCAGUCAGUGAGUGACAGCCUGCGGCAGGUCUGUCUCUGUGGAGCCAGGCUGGCUCUCCCUCUCCCUCCAUCCUCAUCAGGACAGCCUGCCGCUUGGCAGCAGCUGGAGGCUGGAGGUCUGCUGCUAGAUGGAAGAUGACCUGUUUAAAUUCUUAUACAGCAUGUUUACAGCCAGGGGCUCUUACAGACACUUAGCCUCAGCUCAAAGAGCACCGUCUCUCUCAGUGUCCUGAGGUGUGUAAAUGUGUGUGUGUGUGUGUGUGUUCACAUGUGUGAUUUAGAUAAGAAUGUUUUGCCCUAUCAUCUGGAAAAUAUACACAAUGACUUUAGAAUGAAGGGUGUGUCAAAGUCAAAUAAACAUAUAUUUGCACCUAGAGUGAGCUUGGUCAUGUUUAUGAAUAUUUAACCGAUAGAGAUCUGGUUCGUUUGAUGAUGCCUGGCCUCCUGGAGAAAACAUCCACUCUGCUCUACUGUCAAACAUGCUCUCCCCCUUCCCCUUUAAGGCCAUUGCACAUCUCCCUCUUUUUCAUCAAGCCCUCUCCUCUGUCUGUUUUUCCCUCACCCUGGCAUUCCUGUAGCAGGGGAGAGAGAUAAGAGGACUCUGUGUAGAAGGCUGCAGUUGGACAUGUUCAGAUAAGGGAAUGAGAAACAGAAAGAAGUGGCUUAUUCUGUCUCAAUCACAGGUUCAAAUAAAUCCCAGUCAGUCUAACACACACACCAACAACAUAUUGAAUAUCGUGUCUAUGUGAUCUACUGUAGAAAGAAACAGCAGCCACUAUUGAGUAAAGGUCUGGGAUCCCAUGUUCUAACCCUUUCGUCUGUUUUUGUGUUCUGUCAGCAGUGCUUUUCCCCGGAAGCAGUCUAGAGGAACCCCACGCCUGGCCUCAGACUCUGACAUCCAGGGAACCAAGGAUGCUGUCAUUCAGGACCUGGAGAGGAAGCUACGAUUUAAGGAGGAGCGCAUGAGCAAUGGACAACAGGUGUGUGUGUGUGUGUGUGUGUGUGUGUGUGUGUGUGUGUGUGUGUUUCAGAGUGCCUUCAUAACGCUGUAGAUGACUGAGUAUUUGUAGGUAACUUGGGAAUUAAGGUGUUUUGUAACAUUCAUUAAUACAUAUUAUUAACAAGCGGUCCAUCAUGUCAAAUAUCAAUCAUUUUUCAUUUCCAACCAUUAAUACAUAGCAUAGCUAUGCCACAGAUAUGUUCACAGACAAGCUUUUAUGUAAAUGUUAGAACAGGCCCAGUACUAUAGUGAGUCCCAAAGAGCCUUUUGACUUUGAGAGGACAAAAAUUAUCCAUCCAUUUCACAAGCAUUUAUCUCAGGAAGACUGUAUCUUAUUAAUAUUUGUAACGCGUGUGUGUUGCUCUUGCGACUGACACACUAACUCCAGCUGACCCAUUAAUCGGUGCUUUCAGAGGUUAACCUAUGAGGAGAAGAUGGCUCGCAGGCUGCUGGGGGCAGACAACGCUGCCACAGUGCUAAACACACAGCAGCAGGACGAGGAGCCAGUCACACAGGUACGCUGCUGCUGCAACUAUACCAGGAACACACACACACCUGGACAGGUAUACACACACACACUUGGCCUGGACCGGACAGGUACACACUCACACACUACUCACAGAGUCACAAAAUACUUGUCUAGGAUCACCACCUCUGUCACCACCUCUGUGUUCCUCUGUAUUAUUGCAUGUGUGUGGCAUACUCACCUACAUUAGACAUAUUUGGCAGUCACACCUCUUUACUCAGAGUUGUGCCAGUGUGCAGGGUUACUGUAUUUCUGAGCUAUGCCUAUUUUUCAUCUGAAUGCUGGCCUGUGAUGUUUAUUAUUGAAAAAGGCUAUAUUAUUUUGCGGCUACACUGGAAACACUUUAAUUUAAGGCAUGCAAUGAAGCUUUGAUAUAAACAGAGUACUACCUCCAGAACCCUCUAUAAAACACUCUGUUUAUUAAAACUUGCAGACUCUACAGUGUUGAUACAAACGCAGUAGGAAAUAACACUGUUUGAAGUUUUAUGUAGCUAUUUGUUCCCCUCAGAAACAUUAAAAAGCUCUAUUGAACUGUGAUGAUAUAUAGGCUAUAGAUACACAGAUUAAUACAAAAUGUAGUAUUAAAGAUGUCCAAAACACAAAACCUCAGUGCAGAACACACACAUAGUUGUUGUAUUGACUAAAGUCAAGCCUCACUGCCAAAUUUGUCCUCUCAUAGCUGCAGACAGUGGCGGUGGUCUUUAGUGGAAGUCAGGGCUGUUCUGUGCUACUGUGCUGUAGUGAUGUUGGGCUCUGGCUGCCUGGAGGCCCAUGGGACUGAGCCUGGUUCCCUGUCUGAUAGAGAUUGGCUCUGCAUGGCUCUGGGCGCUACUCUGCCUGAGAGGCUAUGAGUUUGCCUGUCCCAAUUCAGAGGAUAUGUGAUGAAAAUAUGUGUUUUGUGGAAAUGUGAAAAUUGUAUAAGACUUACAAUGUUACACACUCUUUGUCAUGAAUGCUGGUAAGUACAUACACACCCACACACUCUUGGUGUGUGGUUGGAUCUCAGGACGUGACGUCAUACAGUAACACAGAGACAACACCUCACUGUUAUUUUAUCUCUUCGCAGGACUCCAGUUCAUCUGAUAUAGAAUCAGUCCCUCAAAAGGUUAUUCAAGCCUCUUCCUCUCUCUCUCCUUCUCCUCCCCCGUCUUUAUCUCUUUCCUUCUCUCCCUCUCUCUUUCUCACUCACUGUGUGUGGUCACUCCUCAUGCUUAAGGCAUUCAACAAAGCCACACUGAUAAUAAUUAUAUUAGAUGUGCUCACACACACUUUGACCGUAACAGGAUCAGGAUUGGGAACCUGGAAACUGAUUAGGAUAAAGACAUACAUUUGACAAAAAGCUCAUGAAAAAAGUUCAUUCAUGAUUCUGUUAAGGUCAUUGUGGUGGUUACAUAUCUUUUGACCACCUGUAGUCUUCUGUGUCAGACAAUCACAGUUGCCCUCAGUUAGAGCUGACCCAAUUACUGACAUUUUAUGAGAAGCAUGGCCAAGGCUUUGUCCCUGUACAUGUCCGUUACUUUUAAUGUAUAUGUUAAUUAAUUGAUUGUGUGUUGAUUGGUCACUUUUGAUGUGUUAAUCAGAUAUCGGCGCCUGCAUGAGCUUGUUUCCAACACCUCCCUGAUAUGAGAUGCUAAAAUGAACAUGGUCCACUGUCACCCAUAGCUGUGUUUGUGUUACGUGUCACAUGACCUAUAUACUUGUCUCUUGUUUGUGUACGUGCGUUAGCGAGAGAACGAGAAACAGAGAGAAACAUAGAGAACAAGAAUUCAAGGGAGGGAGAGAGAGAGAGGAAGAGAGAGAGAAACGUUUGAGAGAAGGAGGGGAGACAGGGAUUGAGGGAGAGGCAGAGAAAGAGAUUUACACUUUGGUGAGCGUUGGCAACAGACCCCAGUCCUCCCACUACCAAAGCUUUGCCUCCCCUUGAGAUGUCAUACUCCUUCAGCUGUGUCUUAGGCCUGUAAUUAUCAGUCAGUCAGUCAGUCAGUCAGUCAGUACACACUACUCUGCAGAUGUUGCUUCUGCCUCAACAGGCUGGGCCAGGAUGGUGAGAGAUUGAGAUUGAAGGAGACAGAAGGAGGAAUUAAGAGAGAGAGAGAGGAAGACAGAAAACGGGGGAGGAAUAGAGAGUUGAUAGGGAAUAGGAAGAAACUGGGUAAAGGCGAGCUGACGGGAAAAGGAUCAUCUUGGUUUUCUGUAACACAUUGUGCUUGAAUGAAUGAAAAAAUCAAUGAAUGCAUGCAUGAGUGACACAGAAUGUUCUUGAUGGAGUGUGCUUCUUGUUCAUCAGAUUUUUCUGUGACCCCGUUCCUCUGUGAUUUCAGGCUCUUCCUGUAAUAGUGAUGCUCCUUGAACUCCAUCUCGCAGCGUUAACCCUGCUCCCUCUCUGUGUGCUCUGCAGGAGUACAAGGUGUCCAGCUUCGAGCAGCGCCUGAUCAGUGAGAUCGAGUUCCGUCUGGAGCGCUCUCCAGUGGAGGAGUCUGAUGAUGAUGUGCAGCAUGGUGAAGAUACUACAGGCCAGGGGGUGGUGCCAUUCUUCCACAGCAAGCUCAAACACUACAAGGUGUUUGAGGGCAUGCCCGUCACUUUCUCCUGCAAGGUCAUCGGAGACCCCAAGCCAAAGGUCAGAGGUCACACAGAUCAGAGUGAUCAUGUGGAAAUAUAGCGGAAUCAUUCAUCGUUAGACUCGCAUACCAGGACACCGUAUUCUAACAUUUUUUCUUGUAUUUAAUGUCAAUAUUAUCACUGCUACGCUAGUUAGUUCUAGUGUAUUGUUGUAUGCUGAACCUAUUUAAUGUACUGCCAUAUUGUUGUGAUAAUUGGGAGUUGAUGAUGUGUGGUGUUGUUAGUAGGAGUUUGAGGUACAUGUACAGUAUGUUAUAAGGGCGAGGCCUGCCGUGCUAACAUCUGUGAGUCCACCACUGCUGGUAGCAUCAGAGGGCCUCUGUAAUGACUGGUUGAUGACAGGCAUCAGAUGAAUGGAAAAGAUAAAGGAGGGAGGGAGGGAGGGAUGGAGGGAGGGAGGGGGAGUACAGUAUAAUAUGAUAUAAUUAAGCAAUAAUGGAUGUGGUAUAUGGCCAAUAUACCACGGCUAAGGGCUGUUCUUAUGUACGACGCAACGCAGAGUGCCUAGAUACAGCCCUUAGCUGUGGUAUAUUGGCAAUAUAUCACACACCCCUGAGGUGCCUUAUUGAUAUUACUAUAUAAACUGGUUACCAACGUAAUAAGAGCAGUCAAAAUAAAUGUUUUGUCAUACCUGUGGUAUACGGUCUGAUAUACCACAGCUUUCAGCCAAUCAGCAUUCAGGGCUUGAACCACCCAGUUUAUAAUAUAAUAAUAUACCCCCCUUCCCUCCCUACUCCUAUCCACUUCUAUAGGUAAUUGUGUCUAUCCUUUCCCCUAUAGAUCUACUGGUUUAAGGAUGGGAAGCAGAUCAUUGUGUAACUCUGUGUUGUGUAUAUCCUGUCCCCUAUAGAUCUACUGGUUUAAGGAUGGGAAGCAGAUCAUUGUGUAACUCUGUGUUGUGUAUAUCCUGUCCCCUAUAGAUCUACUGGUUUAAGGAUGGGAAGCAGAUCUCUAAGAGGAGUGAACACUACAGGAUCAGCCGCGACGCUGACGGAACCUGCAACCUGCACACUGCCGCCACCUCAUUGGACGAUGACGGAAACUACACCAUCAUGGCUGGUAACCCUGAGGUGAGAACACCUGACCCACCCAACACACACACACAGGACCUAACUGAUUCACACCCAAUAUAGAAAACUCUGCACAGACUUCCACACCAAGUCGUUUCACACCAAACUACUGUACACAAGGGACAUACACAUACUGUAUCUAUGGACACGCAUACACACACAUUAUCAGGACCAAGCCGUUUGGCAGCCAGUGGUGCUGGGGCUGUUAGCGGUCAUUAGUUCUAGAGAAUAAUAGCCAUGGAGAAGAUAAGGGUCUCCAGCCAGCAAGGGGAAGCAGGCGUUGAGUGAGACAGGAAAUCACUAAAGCCUUCAUGAGGGUCGAGAGUUCAUGUACUGUUGCCUUUCUAACAGCCUGGCCAACUUUAACACAUUGUACUUCCUCCCUGACGUGGGUUUUAGUUGAGUUUGAGUAUGAACAGUCAUAAACGUCGAACAAACAUCUCUCUCUCUCUCUCCCUCAGGGGAGGGUGAGCUGUACUGGCAGGAUGAUGGUCCAGGCAGUGAACCAGAGAGGGAGGAGCCAGCGCUCUACACCUGGACAUAUUCGCAGGUACAGGAAGAACACAAUACCUGACACAGAAGGAGAGGACAGACAAACGCUGUUGGCAAUUAUUCAUAUGCUUUGCUUACAGGUGUAGCAUCUUAAUUUGAUCACUCUUUUGUUUAUGAGAAUUGCAGAUGAGCGUUGUGAUUUACAUAAAUUCACAGAAAACUCACAUUAACACACAUUAUAUUACCAGUAUUGCACUUUUCAUGUAGCCUACUUUUGGCCAACCUACCCAGCUAACAAAAUUACGUUCCAGGACGUGACCACAAAGUUAUUUUAGUCCCCACAUAAGUCAUGAUAACGUUAUUGUGAAACUUACAGACGAUGUUCCAAAAUGUAUUUCUAUCAUUCAGAUUGUAACGUUAUAUGAAGACAAACCAUAGCUCUAAAUGUAACAUUAUGAAAUGUUCCUAGGAUAUCUCAAAAGUAACAUAAUAUUCAGAACCUUUCAUGGACUACCAAGGAACAUUUUUAAUGUUCCCAUGAUGUCUGUAUAGCGACCUGAUAUUUAUAACCUCUAUAAUACUUAUUAGAAAUGUUAUGAAUGUGCCUAUAAUGUCCCAAACGGGCUAUGACAUUCAGUACCUCUGGAAGAAUUAAGGGGAAUGUUACAAAUGUCUCAGUUAUGUUCCUUGUUAGCUGGGUAACCACCGGUCAAGCAACAUUAUUGACUAAACGUUCAUAUUCACAAUGAUAUUUACAAUGAUACCAGGUGUACGAAUAUCAAUUCCAAGCUACCAUGAUUUACCUUUUAAAAUAGUUAUGUACAUUAUUGUUGAUAUUAGUGUGUGUUAAAUAAAAAAAAAAUGUUGCUGACAUUUUUAUAUGAGUUGAAUAGUGUAGUGUGAGAGGGCGGAAACACUUGUUGGUUCUGCUCUUAGAUUGAUAGGUGUAAUAUUUGUUCUGUAUAAUACCUGUCCCACGUAUAAUAAUACUCCCACACACAAACAAAGGAACGCACACACACACACGCAUUACAGUAACCUGAUCUGUACACUCCCAGAUAAGGCCUUCAUAUAUCUGAGUGAAGCGUUUAAAGAUAUCCAUCCGUACCUCCCUCUCUCUUUAUCUCUCUCCUUCUUACCCUCUCUCUUCCCUCGCUCCGCUCUGCACAGCUUGGGUGUAUUUACGCUGUGUGGAGGGAUGGUGAUGUCAUUGUUGUGAUAGUGCAGGAGGACAGGGAACGCCUGGGGUCAUGAUCCACCAUAGAGUGGGAGCUGGUAGUGGAAGCACUGGGUUCUGUUAGGAGUAAAUCUCUUGCUCUGCCUCCCUCUCCCCCUCCCUCCCUCUCUUAGACCUAGGUCUCGGUCCAGAGACAGUGGUGAUGAGAACGAGAACAUCCAGGAGCGUCACUUCCGCCCCCACUUCCUGCAGGCGCCCGGUGAUCUCAUCGUUCAAGAGGGCAGGCUCUGCCGGAUGGACUGCAAGGUGAGACCACGCCCCCUUAACAAUGAACCCACCCCUCCUUGACCUCUUCAACUUACAGCCACACCUUUAGGAUUCUACCAUUAUAGGUCUGUUGUUUAUGGAGGACUGUGAGGUUUUUAAUUACUGGAAGCAGUGCGGGUUCUAAGAAUUCAUAAAAGGAACAUUCCAACUUUCUAAAAUUAACCCUGGUGUUCAGCAAAUAGUAAAUCAUAGAAAAUGGAGGAAAGCAGAUCCACCCUCUAAUUCUGUGUGUGUCAGUGAUGAGGAGUGUCUGUGGGGCUGAGAAAGGUGUCCUCCCCAUUCAUUCCAUAUUCUGGGGAAGAAAUAACUGGGGGCUAUAUAUUUAAUCUCCUCUUUCAUGAUGAAUGACUCAGAGCGCGAGAGGAGGAGAAAUGCUGGUGUCAUUUUCCUAGGAUCACUCUCUCAACGAUUAUUUCUCUCUCCACACUCUCCUUCCCUUUUCUCUCUUGGUCACUAAUCCUCCCUAUGCAGCCAGCGUUUGUCAGAAACAGUUAGAAAACUAUGUUACAAAACUGUAAUAAAACCAAACAGUACCAUACACGGAUUUCACACGCUAUAACAAGACUCUCUUUUUAUACUUGUCAAAAAAUAAACAUAGUGAGUCUCCAAUGUCUUGGGGCUCUUAAUGUCAAUGAUAUUUAUAAGCAAUAUUUAUUUCCAAAUCGUUUGUGGGUUUCCAAACUUUCCAUGCCAAUAAUGUCUCAACUACAGGAAGUGUACUGCAGUCAGGCUGAACCAUGUUGUUCAACCAAAUAUUACUCAAUUCUACUUCCAGCACUCAAUACAGUCAAGGCCGGAUACACAUGCACACACGCACAGACACACACACACACACACACAAGCGUGCGUACUCAUGCACACACACAGGUGGGCUCUACCGGUCAGACCUGAGGGAGGGGCAGGUGUGGGGUUUCAUCAGGCGUGCAGCGGUGCUGAAAAGAGAGACAGGUCCUUUAACAGGCCAGGCAGUUCCCAUGAGAAAACAUGCAGGCGACUGGGAGACUCCAGACAAACAACAAUAAAACAUUGCUGCUCUCACUGCAGACAGAGUCACACCAUAAUACUGUACUCACAAUGCAAAUAUUUACCAGCACAUAUACACUGCAGAUAGAGUGAUUAAAAUCAUCACAUCACUGUAUAAAUAACACAAUGUGAUGAAUGAGUUAUUGAGUGUUUGUUGUGUUCCCCCUCUAGGUCAGUGGCUUGCCCACACCAGACCUGAUCUGGCAGUUGAAUGGUCAGACCAUCCGUCCUGACUCCGCCCACAAGAUGCUAGUGCGGGAGAAUGGCGUCCACUCAUUGGUCAUCGAGCCUGUGUCCAGCCGCGAUGCAGGCAUCUACACCUGCAUCGCUAGCAACCGCGCCGGACAGAACUCCUUCAACAUGGAACUCAUUGUCGCAGGUAGACACCCAUACAGUACAUAGAUGUAUAAGCAUAGACAGAUUAACAACAUUGUCACAGGAAAUUAACCAUAAUCAGUGCUUGACUUGGACUGAAAUAGGUUCCAGUACUCAUUUUGGGUGCCGGUACUGUUUAUAUUUAAGUACAGGAGCUCCACAAUACUUCUGAACUACUAUUCUAUAAGAGGAACAGUAGCUCAAGCAGUAGAACAUUUGAGGUGCCGGUACUCAGUUCCGGUGAGCUCCUGCCCAAGUCAAGCACUGCCCAUAAUAUUUUAAUGUAUUUUUAGAUAUAAGGGCCCUUUGUCUAUUUUUAGUUGUUGAUGCAAAUAAUGUAGUACUUAACACAAUACGCGAGUGGCACAGCGGUCUAAGGCACUGCAUCUCAGUGUUUGAGGCGUCACUACAGUCCCCCUGGUUCGAUUCCAGGCUGUAUCACAACCGGCCGUGAUUGGGAGUCCCAUAGGGCGGCGCACAAUUGGCCCAGCGUCGUCCCGGUUUGGCCGGUGUAGGCCGUCAUUGUAAAUAAGAAUUUGUUCUUAACUGACUUGCCUAGUUAAAUAAAAUAAAAAAAUACAAUAGUUUGAUAUACUAUUGCCUGACCUGUGGUCUCUCUCUUGUCUCCAGCCAAAGAGAUUCACAAGGCUCCUUCGUUCAUCGAGAAGCUACAGAACACUGCCGUUGCCGAGGGUAACCCUGUACGUCUGGAGUGCCGUGUGUCGGCUGUUCCCUACCCACAAAUCUUCUGGAAGAAAGAGAACGAGUCUUUCACUCACAACACAGACAGGAUCAGGUAAGCCAGCUCUACCAUUCACCGUCUAUGGCUUGUAUUACGUAAAUCCAAUAACAAUCAAAUUAAGUAGUGUAGCAAUAUUAUUGGUAAGCAGCCUCUUAAACUGGACCUGCAAAUGAUAAAGAUAUUGAUGAUCUGACAACAGUCAGUGAAACUUGGUCCUAAGGGAGUGUGUUGAACUCUGUUUCCCAGCAUGCACCAGGACAACUGUGGCUACCUGUGUAUGAUCAUCCAGCCGGCCAUGAAGGAGGAUGCUGGCUGGUACACCGUGUCGGCCAAAAAUGACGCUGGCAUCGUGUCCAGCACCGCACGACUCGACGUCCACAGUAAGUCCCCCAGACACAAAUGUCUUUCUCUGUGUCCACACAAACCAACUGAAUAUUAUUUACCCUCUAAACACACAGGACCAAAUGUAAAAGGCAAAAUCACUGUUAUUGUCUCUGUACUCAUCUCUUCCCCCUCUGUCCCAUCCUCAGCUCAGUGGCAGCAGCCCAACACUCCCAAGCCUAAGAAGGUGCGUCCGUCUACGAGUCGCUACGCAGCACUGACAGAGAGAGGACUGGACGUGAAGGCAGCCUUCUUCCCUGACUCCAGCCCCCUGCAGCCAGGAGGCCUGGUGGAGAGUGAUGACCUGUAGAGACCAGCGGGGUUCACACACCCCACUCAACCCCCUAAUGCCUUAAAACUGACCCCAGUGCUACAAGGCCCAGCCCCCGUUCUCCCCAGACAUAUAGGGGUAAAUGUAACCCCCUCCAUCCGAGGUGUUUUACGACAAUACCACAGAUACUAUUAUGGAAGAUGGAUGACGGACAAUGUGACACCCUAUAAUAUCUCAGUGUCAAUGAAACAUGGAUCCCAACUUAGGAUCAGAUGGUUCCAUUUUAUCAACCACAUAAGCAGAGGAAUCUACCCUGGGUGGCCAUUGAAGUUUGUUUGCAACUCUGUGGUCCAUGAAAAAAAUAUUGUUCACAAAUUUCUGAUAAUGGGUGGUGGAACUGAAGAAGUCUUGAAUGUUGGUAAAUUAGUCCUGAAAGUAACACUGCCAUAACCACACAAGGGGAUCACCUCUUAAGUGCCUAAGAUAUCUCACAUGAACUCUUUGUAAAAAUGAUAUUUGAAGGUUUAAAGUUAAAGUUGAAAGUAGCGUUAUUAUGCAUGUUACAAUGGCACCAUUUGUAAUGCUCUAUCUAAAUUGAUGCCUUACUUAUGAAAUACUCCCCCAACAAAGGCACCAAAUUGUAGGGGCAGAGAUAGGCUGAAAUGGGACAGACUUUGGACGCAAUGGAUCUGCAAUGGAAAGGUAUGGUAAGUCCAACGCAUCGGAGCAGCACGUCAUGUUUCCCUGUACUGUUGAGAGAUGAAGGAGACCGCAAAACACAAUGUUUUUCUUUUAUAUGUUAUCACAGCAUUGUCUUGGUAAUAUAGCACAACAUGGAUAUCAACAGUGUCUGGUUUUAGUUAUUAAUAGCACAAUACCAUAGAUGUCAGCAUUGUCAGGUUCAACAUAUAGCACAAUUACCAUAGAGUUCAAAUGACCUUGAAAGUUUCAAACUGUUUAGUGACUUUAGAUUAGUUGUGAAAAAGAGAAUGUUGGCUGAAUGACUCGGACACCGUUGAGAGCUCUCACUGUUACCAUGGUAACUUCAGUGAUUGAUUGAUUGAUUGAUAGAGAGGGCCAUGACUGGCUAGGAGGUACUGGUGUGUGAAGGUUGACUGUAACGGGGACAGGAUGAGGGGUUAUCCUGGGCCAGGAGGCCCAGAUUAUCUGUCUCAGCCCAGUGACAACAGUCACUUCAACGCUUGUGAACUGUGUGAUCCGUGAGUGGAAGUUGUCAAGGACAGAGAAAAGCAAGUUUUUUGGAAUAGAAUUCACUGUAGAUGACAAAGAUGUUAAAGAAGAAAUGGACUAUGUUGAUGAUGAUGAAGAUGAUGAUUAACAUUUUGUUUAUGACUGAUUCUGGAGAUCAUUUAUUUUCUUUGGUUUAUUUCUGAAGUUUAAAAUCCCCAACACAGACGCCAGGCAGUCCUAAUAAUGGCUUCAGUGGACAGAGCACACACACCACUGAUUGGCUGCUUUAUUUUUGUAUGAGAACUUUCCCAAGAAACUUGAUAUAAAUUAUAUUAGUGAUUUUGUUUCUCAAAUGUUCAAUGACAAAACAUAAUCCUGUCUGUAUUAAAAUAUCAUACUUUUUGAAACAAUAUAUAUUGCCUUAAAAGAUCACUUGGGCCUAUUUCAAUCACAAUAUCUGUCCAUGUUUUUAUGAGGCACUUAUACCAAAUGACUAUUAUUUUUGACAAUUAUAGCGAAGCUGUUAAGGGAAAAGAUAUGCACAGAAUUGUAUUGAAAUAAGUAAUUAUAUAUUUUCUCUCACUACUGCGUUACCAAAUACGCAUCUUUUGCUGUAUCUGUUCAGAGCAUGUUUCAUCCUGCGAUUACUGUGAUCACUCACACAAACCUAUAGGACACCUUUUUGAUUUCUAUGCCUGUAUAUGGAAUGUUCUCCUGAUAUUAUGUUAGUUUAUGAAAGAUAAUAAAAAAUCAAAGUCUCUAGA
Messenger RNA from Coregonus sp. 'balchen', 13586 nucleotides. The record is from the annotation of a GenBank genome assembly. Lineage: Eukaryota; Metazoa; Chordata; Actinopteri; Salmoniformes; Salmonidae.